UCUAUCUAGAUAUAUAUGUAUAUAUCUAUAUAUAUAUAUACACAUACUUAAGUUAAAAAAGCAUUACCGGAUUCUGACACUGGCUCGCAUACGCAUAGAUGCACUUGCGUAUAACUGCACACAUGCACAGAUACGCGCACACACUCACACGCGCCGGUUUAAGAAGCAGUGAGAGAGAACAUUCAUAGCGAUAGACUCCUGUACAACGAAGCGCAUUCAGGAUUAGACAGAGUUUACCAAACACCGACUCGCAUCACAUUUUUACUUAUAUAAAAGAACCACAAGUUCGUAAGUAUUCACACACACACACGUACAUUAUAAACAAACGCUACUCAUACGAUAAGAAUACACACAUGCACGCAUCGGUAUAGGAAUACACUCGUUUAUACAUUAUAAACAAAAAAGAAAAUAAACAUACACACACAGGUAACCGUCUAAACGGUGAGAACAUACACCCACUGAAUCACAUACGUACAGCUUACAAUAAGUUGAGAAAAUCGUACGCACGUAUACAGAGAGAAAAAGAGGGAGAGAAAGAGAAAGCGAGAGAGAGAGAGAGAUAGAGAGACAUACCCAUUCAUUCAUUGUGUAUAGACAUAUAAACAGAAGCACAUGCUCUCUCUCUUUCCCUCACGCUCUUCGACGCUAAGCUACUUUUACUUUCGCUUUCAGUUUCGAUUCCUCUCACUCUUAAACGUCUUUCACAUUACACGAAUACAACACUCGCUCAAUCUUUCUCUUGCAUUUAUUCUAAACCAGCCGAUCAUUUAACUUACGGUCUGUAAACUAUCAACACGGCAACAUUAUAACAAAUUCGCACAAACUGUAAUACAUACACACAUACAUACAUACAUACAUACAUACAUACAUACAUACAUACAUACACACAAACACACACGCACAUACGCACAAGCAUAUGCAUACACCUAUCUCCUUCUCUUACCACUCCAAGUCUGCAGAAUAACUGGAAACUCUUCUUAAGAACAUACAGUGAGAAUCUAACAGGGACCCAUCGGACGGAUUCUUACAAAUUUACUUUGCUGCUAGACCCAGUAUCAUGUGAACUGGCCCAUAACCUGCAAGGAUAUGUUUGUUACACUAUGGCUGGCUUUAUUUCUUCCUCCUUGUCUUGCUGUGCACCUCACCUACUAUGUAGAGGAAAGGAAACAUGUCGGUACCUAUAUUGGAGAUAUAGCCGCAGACAAGCAGCUUCUGGAUGGUAUAUCUCUUCUGGAUAAUGAUUUGGUAACAUUUAGUUUAUUAAGGAUGAGUAAAUUUAGCAUCGUUUCUUUAUUUAACGUUUCAAAGACAGGGAAAUUGUACACAUCACAGAAUAUUGAUGCUGAAUCGCUCUGUAAAUACAAUACCGAAUGCUCUAGAAUUCUUCACGUUGCUGUUCAUAAGGACGAAACUUUUGUGGAUGUUUUAAAAAUCAAAGUAUUUAUACAAGAUAUCAAUGAUAAUACACCUGAAUUUCCUGUAAGGCAGGUAAACCUUACCUUCUCAGAAGGUGACAGAAAAGGUAUGUCGCAUUCUCUACCAAAUGCAAUUGAUAAAGAUGUUGGAAUUGAAAACUCACAGAUUUCAUAUGAGUUCCAGAAAAGACUUGAUACACCCUUUACGUUGUCGGUAUCUAAAAGAGUUGAUGGAACUGCUAAACUAGAAAUUGUAUUGGCUGUGGAACUUGACAGAGAAGUGAAAGAUUCAUACAGUCUUCAAGUGAUUGCAAAAGAUGGAGGUUUUCCCCCAAAACAGAGCACAUUAAAUGUUAAAAUAACUGUAACAGAUGUUAACGAUAACCCUCCAGUUUUCCUCAAAAAUGAAUAUCACGUUUUUAUAGAAAACACAAAUUUGAGGAAUAAACCUGUUAUUAUUUUAUCAGCAAAAGAUUUGGAUAUACAUGAAAAUGGACAAGUUUUAUAUUAUUUCAGUUCUCAAACAUCUGAAGCGACUAGAAGUUAUUUCAAAUUAAACAAGCAUACUGGGGAAAUUUUCCAAAGAGAAAAACUUCCUUCUGGACAUAAAGAAUUAUUUCAGUUAUAUGUUGAAGCCAAAGAUGGUGGGAAUCCACCUCUUACUCAUCUUGCUAUGGUGCUGAUAAAUAUUACCAACCAACAAAAUAAUGCCCCAAUAAUAGAUGUUAAUUUUGUGUCUGGAUUAAGAGAGAAUACAUUAUCAAUUUCAGAAAACAUUAAAGUUGGUGCUUUUAUUGCUUUUGUGAAAGUGACUGACAAUGACAUUGGGCCAAAUGGUCGAGUUAACUGUGAUCUCCAGCAUGACCAUUUCCAGCUGCAAAAUUUAGACUUCAAAGAAUAUAAAGUUACAUUGAAGAAACCUGUUGACAGAGAAAUUAAGGACCAUUAUGAAAUAAGUAUUUCCUGCCAAGAUAAAGGAUUACCUCCUCUGAGGACUAAAAGAAAAUUCUCUGUUCAAAUUACUGAUGUCAACGAUGUAAAACCUCGUUUUACAAAAGAGAACUUCCGAUUCUUAGUUUAUGAAAAUGAAAAAUCCAACUUCCCAGUUGGAUUCAUUAAUGCAACAGAUGAGGAUUUGGGUGAUGGAGGACAAUUAACAUUCUUUUUUUUACAAAACAAAAACCGAAUCCUUCCUUUUCAGAUUACAGACACAGGAUUCAUUUUAACUUCACAGCCACUUGAUAGAGAACAGCAAGAAAUAUAUAAAUUUGAAGUAUUUGUCAGAGACAAUGGGAGACCUUCUCUAAAUAGCACAUCAAAUGUUAUUGUUGAAGUUGUUGAUGAGAACGACAAUGCUCCCUAUUUCACCUUUCCUAGCAUUAACCCCUUCAGUUUAGACAUUCACUAUCAUCCUCAGAGCAAGAAUGACAUCACAGUCCUAAAAGCAUCAGACAGGGACAGUCCAAGAAAUGCAUUUCUCAAAUAUGAAAUAACUGGUGGUAAUGACAAACAGUUAUUUCUUAUAAAUCCCUACACUGGCAUGUUAUCUUUUUCCCGUGCAGUAUAUCAAAACGAUGCUGGAUCUUAUGACUUAAAGGCUGUCGUCAAAGACAGCGGCACACCAGUUCUCUCAGCAACAACAACUCUCUCAUUGACACUGUCUGUCAGUAACAAAACAUCAUUAUCUGCUCAGAGCAGAAAGUCCGGCAAUUAUAUUCCUCUUUAUUUGGUAGCCGUAAUCACAUUUGCAGCUAUGAUAGUUUUGGUAGUUAUUUUGGUUUCUAUGAUAGCGUGCAUUAUCAGAUAUAAAAAUGGCCGGCGUGUCCAACGCGCAACGCCAAUAGACCAAUCAAAUCCAGAGAGGAGUGAAAUAUAUCAUUUAGUUUCUCAAUCUAAUAACCUCGUUUCUGCAUCUCGAAGCACUAAUGACACAAGUGGAAGAUGUACACCUACAAUAGAAUCAAGAAGUUUAUACAAUUCUGCUGAUACAAAUAGUCUGAAAAUAGCGACAAUAGCCAGAAGACUUCCAGCUCCCUCCCAGAUUGAAGGAGACGGCUCUAACAGCACUUUGAACAUACCCUACUAAAAACUGCUUGCCACAGCCGGCUAGUUUGAAGAAUGCAGUUGGGACAGGAAGACAAUAUGGAAGCUCACUAUUCAAUAAAGUUUUGUGUUAAACUGGAAAAAAAACAUUGCAGAAACUAAUGAAAUAUUCCAGACAACUUAUGGAUUACCUUGUAUGAGCUGAGCACCUGUUUUUGCUGGUAAAAUCAGCCAAGCAAAGCAUGCCUCCUGGGAAGCUCACGAUGAUGCCCUUUAUCAACAGCAAAUGCAUCAUCUACAUCCACUGGGUUCCCUCUGGCUGGACUGUGAACAGAGUACUUUGUGGAGGUUUUGAGGGAGUUCAAGAAGAGAUUUCAUUGCAAAAGGCCUGAGCACUUAGACCAGGGCAAUACACCCACCAGUCUACAGUUCCAUCCUGGUAACCAGCCACUUGACAGAGAUGGGCAUCAAAACUGUCCCCUCACCCACCCUACAGUCCAGACCUUGCUUCCUGUGGCUUUUGGCUGUUCUCCAAGCUGAAGGAGACAAAUGGAGAAGGCUGUGACAAGGGUCCUGGACAUCUUCACUUUGGAGGACUUCCUUGGAGCCUUCACGAAGUGGAUGGAGCACUACAGCAAGGGCAUUGAGGUCAGAGGAUCCAACUUUGAAGGAGAUUAGAGUUUUGUACUUCUUUGAAAUUAAUAAAUGGCUCUCCUGAAAAAGUCUCAAAACUUCUGGAAUGCACCUUGUAUAGUAGUGUAUAUUUAUUCAUUUAAAAUUGUUAAUUCAUUCUGUUACAUCUCAGUUCUUCUUGCUAUGAGCAAUCCUUCAGAAUCCAGCCAUACUAUAUAUAUAUAUAUA
This is a messenger RNA of Octopus sinensis (East Asian common octopus), 4319 nucleotides long. Its product is annotated as protocadherin-19. The transcript has 3 exons. Gene Ontology annotation, cellular component: plasma membrane. Gene Ontology annotation, biological process: homophilic cell-cell adhesion. Gene Ontology annotation, molecular function: calcium ion binding. Bases 1087 to 3501 code for a protein of 804 amino acids. The record is from RefSeq and is a predicted model, not a curated record. NCBI's taxonomy places the organism in Eukaryota, Metazoa, Mollusca, Cephalopoda, Octopoda, Octopodidae.